This is a messenger RNA of Sphenostylis stenocarpa, 696 nucleotides long. Lineage: Eukaryota; Viridiplantae; Streptophyta; Magnoliopsida; Fabales; Fabaceae. The record is from the annotation of a GenBank genome assembly.
AUGGGGACGACGAAGAGCAAUUCCACCUCAAAAUCUGACAUUGAUGUCCACGACGAAAACGACAACGACGUCAACAACACCUCUCUGGUGUUGAAUGUCUACGACCUCACCCCUCUCAACAAUUAUUUGUAUUGGUUCGGGUUUGGAAUCUUUCAUUCUGGCAUUGAAGUCAUUUUAACGGAGGAUGAUUUACACGGUAAAGAAUAUGGAUUUGGAGCUCAUGACUUCCCAGCAAGUGGAGUAUUUGAAGUGGAGCCAAAGAAGUGCCCUGGAUUUAUAUACAGAUGUUCUCUUACUUUAGGCCAAGUAAACAUGCAUCCUUCUGAGUUUCGAACUUUCAUUGAGAAUAUUGCCAAUGAGUAUCAUGGGGAUACCUACCACCUCAUAUCCAAGAACUGCAAUCAUUUUACGGAUGACAUUUCAAAUAGAUUGAGUGGAAAACGAAUCCCUGGUUGGGUGAAUCGUCUUGCUAGACUAGGUUCACUCUGCAGUUGCCUACUUCCUGAUUGUGUUGAAGUAACCACUGUUAAACAACUACCGGAAUACCACGACUGUUCAGAAGAUGAAAUUACUGAGUCUCUGUCGUCUGCAUCACCAAGUGCAUCUCACUCAACGUCAGCACUCGAGGAUGAUCAAGAAAAGGUCCUUUUGUCACCUUUGGUUUGUAUUUCUGGAGCGAUGGUCUUAGCCAGGUAA